This is a messenger RNA of Armigeres subalbatus, 1800 nucleotides long. RefSeq lists its product as uncharacterized. The annotation marks the transcript as partial. The transcript has 5 exons. The record is from RefSeq and is a predicted model, not a curated record. Lineage: Eukaryota; Metazoa; Arthropoda; Insecta; Diptera; Culicidae.
AUGUCUAUGUUAGAACAUUUUGGCGUAGAUACUCAUGCAGUAUUCCAAGCACGAUUGAUUAACAGAAUAGCUAUGACAUACUUUUUGGGAGCCUACAGCAUAUGCAAUGUAGUCAACCGAACUGAUGUGUCCGUGAAUACUUCGUUUAACAAUGUUCCGAUUAUCGUGGUUCAAUCGCAUGACCUUAUGCUGCCCGCCAUAAAUUUGGGAUGUUCUGUAUUCAUCAUUGAUGAGGAUUCGGUAUUUUGGUUUUUGAACAACUUCAUCGCACUGCACGAUGCUGCUGAGUACCGACAUCACACGAAGUAUGUGGUAAUAAUGUUGAAUUCCGGUUGCAUUGAUAAAACAGCCACGCUAAACGACAUACAGAGUCACCCGGUUGUUCAUGAAUUGCCGAACUUACUGCUCGUAAUAACGAAGAAUUAUGAAUUCGAACUUCUCACACACUACUAUACAGGAAAUGGACCGGAAUCCGUAGAAUACCACCUGUUGGAUGUAUACAACGCAGCAAAUAAUUCCUUCCUUUAUGGAAACUACCUCUUUCCGGAUAAACUUAUUAAUUUAUUGGGUAAAGCUUCGAGGGUGGCAUCAUUUCACGUAGUUCCAUGGUUUAUAAUGCGUCCAGAGGUGAAUGGAGUUGUGCGAUACCGCAACCAGUCGUACAUUACGGAUGGAUUGGAUGGGUAUUUGUUGACACAGUUCUGUCUGCGAUAUAACUGCACCUGGGAGCUGCACGUGGAUCAGAAGAAUCGAUACGGUGAAAUAUUCGAAAAUGGCACCGGCAAUGGGCUGUUUGGUGCUUUGCUGGAUCGCAAGGUUGAUUUAGCUAUCGGUGCUGUCGGUGGUUAUUUUGGUGCUAUUCAAUACUUCAGCUUGUCGCAUUCGCUCCAGCGGGUUGGAAUAACUUGUCUUGUGCCGAAACCACAAUUGGUGCCCCAUUGGAAAUUAAUUUACUUGACAUUCUCCAAAUCAGUGUGGAUGGCACUCGGUGCAGUAUUCAUAGCCGUGACGUUUUUCCUGUACUACUUAAAUACAUUGUUCACAAAUCAACCUACGCAUGGAUUCUUAUGGAUCUUGUUCAAGGUACUCAGAACAUUUGUACUUACUUCGGCUGAUCUUCCUAAAAACAGUUCGGCAGAAGGUGCUAUCAUAGCAUCACUUCUCAUGUUUACCAUCAUCGUUGGAAACGUUUACAUCGGUAGAAUCCACAGCGUCCUUGCGUUUCCCCCUUACCAUGCUCCGCUAGCUACAGUUAAGGAUUUGGCCCUAAGUGGCAUUGGGAUAAAUGCCGAACAUGCAUCAUGGAUGUAUUCCCUGGAUAUUUCUGAAAACCCCCAAGACAAGAUACUUUUGGAGAAUUUUGAAGUAAUACCCAUCGAGCAACUGACCGAUGUGAUCAACCAAGGCCGAAAAGCUACCAUGAUAGCAGUGCUCGAGAAUGGUCACGCAAUGGUAGGCAGUUGGAUCAAUGCUCACAACGUUGAGCUUUAUCGCAUUAUGAAAGAAUCUCUGUACGUCGAAUUCGAGGCAGGAUAUGCAACUAAAACAUGGCCCUGGUUGGAUCGCUUCAAUUAUUUGUCUUCAUGGAUUCGGGAUGCCCAUUUGUCCAAAUACAUCGAGCUGGUUGAGGUCUAUCGCCACAUGGACCAUCGGGUGCAGAUAUCGAUUGAGCAUUCCAGAGAUAGACCACCGAGUAAGUUGAAAAACAUGAACGUAAGUGAGAUUUCCGGGGCCUUUAUGCUGCUUGGAAUAGGAUGUGCGACUGGUUUAGUCGUUUUUCUUUUAGAAAUUGUCUAUCAC